This is a messenger RNA of Bactrocera tryoni, 588 nucleotides long. RefSeq lists its product as uncharacterized. Bases 115 to 588 code for a protein of 157 amino acids. The transcript has 2 exons. NCBI's taxonomy places the organism in Eukaryota, Metazoa, Arthropoda, Insecta, Diptera, Tephritidae. The record is from RefSeq and is a predicted model, not a curated record.
CAUAAGUAAUGUUUACAAUAUAUUUUCAGAUACCGUUUUACUUACAUAAACGUAGGAAGUCCCGGGCGAUGUAAUGACUCUCAAAUUUAUGAGACGUCAUCACUUAAAAAAGAAAUGGAUAGUUGUCCUUUACUAAGCGAAAUGUCUAGAGAAAUUUCAGGCGUAAAUGUGCCAGUAUUCAUUAUUGGGGAUUCGGCUUUUCGAUUUAGCAAACAACUAAUGAAACCGUAUUCAUUUAGCGAAAAUCAAAAUAAUGGUGAGAAGGUAUUCAACUACGCUCUUUCGAAAACACGUAGAGUUGUCGAAAAUGCUUUUGGACACCUCAAGGCCCGCUUUCGACGCAUCGGAAAAGGAAUUGACAACUCUGUACGGAAUGCCAACUCCAUAAUAAAAGCAUGUUGCGUCCUUCACAAUUUUUUAAAUGAUAACAACGACACGCUAAACGCUAAAUGGUUACGCGCUUUGGAAGAGUUGGAGACUAGACGCCAGAAUCCGUGUGAUAUUUCAUAUGCAUCUGACGACCAAAUUAAUGGAGAAAUGAUUCGUACAGCACUUUGUACAUAUUUUGAAAAUACUUAUAUUCAUUAA